AUGGGUGCACAGUCAGGGCGGGAAGUGGUGCUGAGAAGAACCAGCAACUUUACUCGAAAUGAGCGCUUUACUAGUCUGCUGGAGAACAAACAGUCCACGCCAGCGACUAUUCGGACUUCGCUGCAGCGGCAGCUGCAAGGCAGAGCCAGAAACAGAAGACUAGCCCAGCAGAUGGAGAAUAGACCCUUUGACCGGGCAGCAUUCAAACUUAAGCAUCGCCUGGGUAACAAGUGGAACAUCCAGGCUCCCUUAGGCCUACCCAGAGGUGACCUGUCCAGGGGAGCAAUUGGAGGGCGAGGCCUACCCAAGAUCCAGGGAGGCCUUCGAAGAGGAGGACUACGUGGGGGACUUGCCACCAGAAGCCUGCCAAGGGGCGGGUUGUCAUUCCAAGGUCGAAGCCCACUCCUCCGCGGUGAACAAGACUUUGCUGCCCCACGAAUGGAAUCAAGAGGUGGUGCUGUUCCAGGUCGUGGAGGUCCUGGGAGAAGGGGCCGCGGGCGUGCAGCUAUGGGUCGUGGUGGAGUCGGUGGUAGAGGUCUGGCUGUGAUAGGUCGGGGAAGAGGGAACUUUGGAUGGCGUGGUCGAGGCAGAGGUGCCCGCACUCGCCCUGCAUUGACCAAGGAGCAGCUGGACAAAGAACUGGAUGCAUACAUGGCCAAAACUAAAGCACGCCUCGAUGCUGACUUGGAUGCCUACAUGGCACAGAAAGAUUCUGAAACUCAUGACUGA
Messenger RNA from Alexandromys fortis (reed vole), 729 nucleotides. RefSeq names its product chromatin target of PRMT1 protein-like. NCBI's taxonomy places the organism in Eukaryota, Metazoa, Chordata, Mammalia, Rodentia, Cricetidae. The transcript is spliced from 2 exons. The record is from RefSeq and is a predicted model, not a curated record. The coding region runs from base 1 to 729 and encodes 242 amino acids.